AUGAUCCUGCUUUUUCUUGCGAUGCUAGCUACGGGCAUAGCCGAAGCUUGUUACUGUAAGAAGAGAGCCAUUAUGAAUACAUGCGAUCCCGUAGUUUACAACUCUCUUUCAAGAAUGUUCUGGGCUAUUCCUCUUAUGAUUUCUGCUAUCAUCGCUGCUCUUGUUGAUUUUGCUGGAAGAAUAAGUCCUGAACCAUAUCUCUCCACCAUAGCAGCUGCGCUUCUGCCUUCCUGUAUCCUUCUAGCACACUUUCUUCUCCUGCCUGCUUAUAGAACUGCGGUUUUCUGUUGCUGCGCAAAUAAUCGUCUACAGAAUAGAAUCAUUCCUGUCUUGGUUCCACCGACCAGGCCACCUUCGACUGCAGCUCUAGUGGAUCACAGUUUGACUCCCAUCGUGAAGUGA
Molecule: messenger RNA, 402 nt
Organism: Cylicostephanus goldi
Lineage: Eukaryota; Metazoa; Nematoda; Chromadorea; Rhabditida; Strongylidae
Source: the annotation of a GenBank genome assembly